This is a messenger RNA of Lindgomyces ingoldianus, 2915 nucleotides long. RefSeq lists its product as uncharacterized. The coding region runs from base 375 to 2705 and encodes 776 amino acids. The record is from RefSeq and is a predicted model, not a curated record. Gene Ontology annotation, molecular function: transmembrane monodehydroascorbate reductase activity. The transcript is spliced from 3 exons. NCBI's taxonomy places the organism in Eukaryota, Fungi, Ascomycota, Dothideomycetes, Pleosporales, Lindgomycetaceae.
CGAAAUCCCUCUCGCUCUCCAAAUACACUGUCCCCGUUCAAAUAUUCGCACAAAUCUUGCCCUACCAACGUCGAAUAACACAGUGACAAGACUGACGUACUCCAUCGAGCUGUCCGCCCCGUCGGGCAUGCUCCACGACCCAGGCCUCGACCGCUGCCAACACAUUCAAGCCUGACAGCGGGACAGAGAAGCUGUUGUUAUAUCUGGCACGACGUCACGAAUCUGCGUAUCUUCACUUUUGAGUUUGUUUUCACCCUUGCGAUACCCUUUUAUCCAUUUUCGACAUUCAUUUGGUCGCGGACUCGAGUCCGUAGUAGCUCCUACCUCGACCCUUACCUACACAUUCCUAAUCGAACUCGGGACGGCCCCCCGCAAUGUCGCAUAAUCUCUCGCCGCCUGGGAGUAGUGUCUACUCGUCCGACACCAUGUAUGUGGGUGACGGCACUUGGGACUCGCAGAGGAACACCUUUUUGCUGCCGAACUUACAAGGUUUCAAUCUUGCGACAACUCAAUAUAAUGGCAUGGGCAAUCGAUUUCGAAAUAUGGUCGGCUACCGCAGCGUCAUCAAAGGCCACGGCAUUGUAGCCGCAAUAACUUUCCUCGUGGUCGUGCCCGCCGCCAUUCUGAUAGCCGGCUUCUAUCACCGGAACCCGCGCAUGGCAUUGCGAAUUCAUAUUUGGCUUCAGAUCUUGACAGUCCUAUUAUCGACGGCCGUCUUCAUUCUCGGUUUCCAAGCAGUAGGCUCUAAGAGAUCCCUGACAAAUCCUCACCACGGCAUUGGAGUUGCUCUUUAUACUAUGAUUUUGGUGCAAGCAUUUGGAGGGUGUGUAAUACACCGGAGAGAAAAGGGCAAGGAACGAUUUAGGAUGCCUCUCAAAUUGAUGCUUCAUCAAUGGUUUGGAAGAGCAAUUGCGCUUCUUGGUGUCAUACAAGUAGCCCUUGGGUUAACUUUGUAUGGUUCACCAAAAGUGCUUUUCAUCUUGUACGCUCUCUGGGGUUUUGCCAUUCUAGUUUUCUACUUCAUUUUGACAUAUAUCAAUCAACCCGACAUAGGCUUCGAUGACCGCGGGACUUACAUCACUGAACGCACGGGAAGCAGCCGAAGAAGCCAUAGAGGUCACGGCCUGGGAGCCCUUGCAGCAGCCGGAGCAGCCGGAGCAGGUUUAGCCGCAUUAAGACGACGUUCUCGAAGCAGGAGUCGUAGACGGCACAAUGGAAGUAGACAAGAAGUCAUCAGUUCUCGACAUAGCUCUCAUCAUUCCGACUCGUAUGUCGACGACGAAAAGUAUACUGAUGACGGCCGAAGAGGACGCUCUUGGAAAGACCGGCUCUUUGGCGCUGCGGCUGCGGCUGGUGGCAUUAUGGCCGUCAGGUCCAUUUUCAACCGCAAGAAGCACACCCCAACCGAGUCGGGGAGUGAUGUCAGCUAUACACGGCCAAUUGGACCUUCAGAGGUCACCCAGACAGAUCUUAGCCGACUAGAAGAAGGGAGAGCCCCUGCGUCACCAGCGAAUGAUCGGUGGCGCCGAGUCGAGGAGAGAGAAGCAGCUCAAGCAGCAGCCGUAGCUGGUACUCCUCUGCGCCAUGGCCAAAGUGCAAGACGAAGUGGUGACUCAAUUGAUUCGUUCGACAGCCGGACGAGCUUCAGCGAUGAGCACGCGACACGGCACAAAGAGUCGCAUGGCGUCCGGAAUGGAAUAGCGGCGUUAGGUGUCGCCGGUUUCCUCAAGCACCAAUGGAGCAAGCGAAGAAACCGCAAAGAAGAUGCCCAUGUGGAGGCGAUACGGACACAAGAUAUCGAAGAGGAGCGGAUGGCUCGUGCGAACAGCCAGCGACGGAAGUACACUGGAGACGGAAUGGCGCCGCCAAGGAGAAAUCGACCUCCAUCGACCAUCCUUUCGGAGGAUGAGAUUUCGGGCACCACGCCAGCCUUGUCUCGGCACAACAUUCCUCCACCGCCGAGAAGCACAACAAACGUCACGAACGUGGAAACCACUACGGCAGGACCAUCUACUAUCCCCAUGCCGCCGGCACCGCCGGAUCCUCAUGGAAUUCUGCAUGACUCAACCUCAGAUAUAGGUCACGUCCGUCGACACCGUGCGGGAGCCUCCGCAGCCCUUGCUGGUGGAGUGGCAGCGGCCGCAGCAUCUGCUGGCUCACCGUCAAGGAGGGAUACCAGUCGACAACGUAGCAGUCGUGAGGGCAGUGUUGCAUCACCCCCAGUGUCUGUCAAAGUUAAGAUGCACAAUGAUGGCCGGCACGUAACACUUCGCAGGCUCAAUGAGGAAGAGGCAGCGGCCGAGCGUGAGGCAAGGAGAAGAGAUCGCCAACGAAGGAAUAGAAAUGGCAGCGUCAGCUCGCUCAGCAAUCUCGACAACGAGCGCUGGCGGAGGGCGGAAGCGAUGGAGGCUGCUCAAGCGCAACAGGGGCCAUCGUCAUCUGCAGCACCAAUUCCAAUGCCUGAGCCAACAAUACCUGGUCCACCCCCAGGUCCGCCACCUGUUCCUGCUCAACAUAUCCCACUACCUCCGCCUCCCCCAAUUCCCGCCGCGGCUGGAAGUGGACUGGCUAGCCCACCCAGCACCAAUAUGUAUGGAACGGAAACUGACGUGAGCAACUAUGAUUCUAAUAGGAGACGACGGAGGGCUGAGAGGGCUCAAGCAAAGCAGGCACGGAUGGGUGGUAGUCGAGUAGAGUUUUCAUGAUAGCUGUGAAGAUAGGGGCAGGUUGGCAUUUCCCGGGGUUUCAAGGUAUGAUGAUGAUUACGCAUUUCUCUCGGAUGACAGGGCUGGUAAGUACUUGGUGGCAAGGACACGGCGUUAGAGGCGAGUUCAAUGGCGAACGGGGAUCCUCAGCUGUCAUUGUAUGAAUACUGUUGAGUUAGGUGCUCAUAUUGCUUUAUAUACAUUCUGGUG